Molecule: messenger RNA, 423 nt
Organism: Asparagus officinalis (garden asparagus)
Lineage: Eukaryota; Viridiplantae; Streptophyta; Magnoliopsida; Asparagales; Asparagaceae
Exons: 3
Coding region: 13-405 (130 amino acids)
Source: RefSeq, a predicted model, not a curated record
UCUCCGGGUUUAAUGGAUGUUGAUGAAUCUAGCUUCACUGAACAAGUGCACAAGGCUAUGAACGAGGAACCCCUUCAUAUGGACAUUGUUCCUCCUCCAGCCACCACAUCGACCUCGCCAACCGCAGAUACAGUUAAACUAAAGGAGGUGAGUGCGGGUAGUAGCGCUGCUAAUCCCGCAACUAUUGUUGAAGACAUCCCUGUCAACGAACCGAAAGACAUAGAACUUACCCAUGAUAUGGGUAUCGGAGAUUUCGAUGAGCGAGACUUCGAUCUUGACAUUUCUGAAGAUGUACACCAGGAGAUCUCCGAUAUACUAUCGACUCCGGUUCCAUCCGCUACUACAGGACCAACUACUCGAGUUGAUUCAGCUGAAGCAGAUGCAUCAAAAGGUAUACCCUUUUAGACUCCAGUUUUCAACUGU